Penicillium cinerascens is the source of this 1500-nucleotide messenger RNA. Its product is annotated as pyridoxal phosphate-dependent decarboxylase family protein. The record is from RefSeq and is a predicted model, not a curated record. The coding region runs from base 1 to 1500 and encodes 499 amino acids. Gene Ontology annotation, molecular function: carbon-carbon lyase activity; pyridoxal phosphate binding. The transcript has a single exon. Lineage: Eukaryota; Fungi; Ascomycota; Eurotiomycetes; Eurotiales; Aspergillaceae. Gene Ontology annotation, biological process: carboxylic acid metabolic process.
AUGGAGCUCAAGGAGCAAGAACCUCGCGACCCUCGCGACCCUCGCAUCAUGAACCAGGAAAAGAUGAAGGGGUCGACCUUUCCUACUGUUUUGCGAUCAGCUCUAGAGCAUGCACUCCAAUUCCUCGAGGGGCUCGAGACGAACUCCGUUCGCCCUAUGGCCUCUCUUCCCGACCUUCGUCGCCGAUUAACCAAACCGCUGCCGGACAACCCAACAGAUGCAAAACAGGUCCUUGAUGAAUUAAUGGCCAGUACGGAGGGAGGAAUCAUGGGCAAUGCCGGAGGUCUCUUUUUUGCCUGGGCCAUAGGAGGCACUCUUCCCGUCGCCCUCGCGGCAGAUUGGCUUACAUCCACGUGGAAUCAAAAUGCAGCUCUAUCGGAUUGCAGCCCUGCAGCGGCCGUGACGGAAGAAGUGUGUGGGAUGUGGCUUAAAGAGCUUCUAGGCUUGCCAUCUUCAGCUAGCUUUGCUCUUGUUUCAGGUUGUCAAAUGGCGCACACCACCUGUCUCGCGGCCGCAUGCAACGGCCUCUUGGCCCGAUAUGGCUGGGACCAUGAGCUUGAUGGACUUGCGAGCGCGGCUCCUCGUAUUCGGGUAUUGAGUAGCGGUCAAAGGCAUGGUUCUAUUGAUCGAUCAGUCCGUUUGCUCGGAAUGGGGAGCCGAUGUGUGGUGGAGUUGGCGGCCGGGGAAAAUGGCAGUCUUGCACCGGUAACACUAAAUGAAGCUUUGGCGGAGUAUUCUGACGGACCUGUGAUCGUGGUGUUGCAAGCUGGUGAUCUGAACAUCGGAGCCUACGACCCGUUCUCUGAGCUCAUUCCUCUAGCUCACCUCUGGGGCGCCUGGGUUCAUAUUGAUGGCGCAUUCGGGCUCUGGGCGGCAGCAAGUCCGACCCAUCGCCAUCUGCUGGCGGGAGCCGAGCAAGCGGACUCCUGGGCCACCGACGGCCAUAAGUGGCUGAACGUGCCGUACGAUUCUGGAUAUGCUUUUGCAGCCCACUCGGAGGCUCACCGGAAUUCAAUGUCAUAUCGCGCGAGUUAUCUCACACAUCAUGCAGAUGCUCGUGACCAAAUCGAUUGGAAUCCGGAAUGGUCCCGACGGGGUCGAGGUUUUGCGACGUACGCCGCAUUGCAUCACCUCGGAAAGACAGGGGUGGCCGAUCUAAUUCAACGGUGUUGUUCCCACGCUCAAAGUCUGCUCGUCCAAAUUGGAGCCCUGCCAGGAGCGGAGCUGGUAUGGAAGUCCUCGGUGAACCGAGGAUUGGUGCGCUUUCUGGACCGGAGGGCCGAUACGACUUUGGCAGAUCACAAUCGAUGGACGGAUACGUUGAUCUCAGCCGUUGCAGAAACAGGCGAAGCGUUUUUCAGCGGUACUACCUGGAGAGGACAACGCUGUAUGCGUGUCUCCGUACUCAAUUGGCAGACAGAUGAAGAUGAUGUUUCCCGAGCUGUCGCCGCAAUCGGACGAAUACUUGAACAAGGACAUGCUAUGCCGGACGGCACUUAG